Messenger RNA from Leptidea sinapis, 1594 nucleotides. RefSeq lists its product as uncharacterized. Gene Ontology annotation, molecular function: protein binding. Lineage: Eukaryota; Metazoa; Arthropoda; Insecta; Lepidoptera; Pieridae. The transcript is spliced from 4 exons. The record is from RefSeq and is a predicted model, not a curated record. The coding region runs from base 211 to 1224 and encodes 337 amino acids.
UUGUGACAUUUAAAUAAUUUUUCAAAAAAGGAAAAUAAAUAAUUAGGUACUAGGUACCUUUAACUAGUCGAAUAAACCAGAACAACUUUGUGUCUGUAGUUUGUUCCUUUUUAUCUACGUAGUGGUGAAAUGUAAGUUAGAUACUUAUUUAUAUGUAGAUAUAAUGAUGUAUCUCUAAAUUGAGAUUAAAGCCUUCUUUAAGAAACCACUAUGUGGAAGUAUGUAACUCGACGGCUCCGGGAUACCUUAGAAAGAAGCGCCAACCACUUUGAUAAGCGAAGUUCUGCUGGAGUUGUAAAUUCAAACAAUCCACCAGAUAACAAUAAUUCGAAGCCUAAUGCUCCUAGUUGUUGGUUUUCUACCAGGAAAUGUUGGAAUUCGUAUGAUUAUGACAACAAUGCUAAAAGCAAGAGAUGGAACUUUGAGGAUUUAAACCGAACAUGGCUUGGUGCUAUUACAUGGAGCAGUGCAUUGGUAUUUGGAUGGUAUUCAAGUCAAUUGCUACACCUAAAACUAAAAAAUGAAUUAAAAGGGGGAAAAUGCAUCAAUCUCUCAAUCAACUCUAUUUUUUCUUCUAUUGGCAACAGUAAUGUGAAGAAAAUAGACUCUAUUUACGAAAUAGAAAAUAACAAGGAAAGCUUUCCUGUUGUGAAAUUGAUAUCAAAUGAAUUUUCUUCUGGGGGAACAUCAAGUAAUAAAAGCAGUGAGAGUUCCGAUGACGAUUUGGGAGAAGUUUUAAACUCAAUAGAAAACAGGCUGGGUUUGGCAGCAAUUGAGAAUGGUCAACACAAGGAUGGAUUAAAUUUGUUGAGGUCUGCUGCAAAUAGACACCACGCACCAGCACUCUACAACUUAGGGCUUUGCUAUGAGCAAGGUCUUGGGGUUGAUAUUGAUGAAAAAGCUGCUAUGGAGUUGUAUCGAUCAGCCGCAGCACUUCAACAUCCCGGAGCUCUUUAUAACCUGGGCAUCUAUUAUGGUCAAGGACGUGGUGGACUGAACAGAGAUAGUAGCACAGCAACUCGUCUGUUACGUUUGGCUGCAGUACAAGGCCAGGAAGAUGCUAUUGCAGCUCUUAAUAAGCUUUCUAUAGAUGUUAAUGAGUCAUCAAUGAGUGAAAAGCCAUUUGUUCCAUUUGAAAAUGAACAUAUGCCUACACAAUCUAAAUUGUUUGUUCACAAUGUUAAUACUUUAGCUCAGUACAAUUACGAACCUAUUGUGUACUAAGAUAUCUACUUAUUUUUGUUCUUGUUUUAAAAAUGUCUUUAUAUACUAUUUUUUCUUUAUCGGUGUUUUGUUUUAGAGUGGUAAUUGUGAUCUUAUAAAUUUAGUUAAUAGGUACUGACAUAAUACAUAUGUUGCAUGGCGAACAAUUAUAUUAGCUUUAUGUAUCUUAAAACAUAUACGAAAUAUAAUUUCGUUACCUUUGAGCUAUGUAUGUACAUUGUAAUCUUUGUACUAAAUCUUUUGAGUUGAUUCUUUUAUAAAUUAACACACAUAAUAAUAUUAUGACAAUGGUUUAAUUACAUAGUUUGUAAUCGAAUAACAAUACAACCUUAGUUUGUCAUUGUGAGAAUUAAAUAAAAAGAUAAAAUUA